Messenger RNA from Seminavis robusta, 2472 nucleotides. The record is from the annotation of a GenBank genome assembly. Lineage: Eukaryota; Bacillariophyta; Bacillariophyceae; Naviculales; Naviculaceae.
AUGACGGACCUAGGCGACAAGAGCAGCUCUUAUAACUUAUCGACCUCCCACGGUUUGACGGUAUUGGACAGAAAGGUUGGCUCUGAAGUGCUCGAGGUAUUUGACGGAUUCUCCAACGAGACCUAUCGAAAUGUCCAUGUGUUAAGCUUGAAACCCAUUAUGUUUUCUCGAGAAUCAACAGGUCCACUUGAAAUUUUUCGGCUAUCGUUCGAGGCAGCUGGGUAUAUAGCGGCAAGGCAUUUCAAUGAACGCAACUCUUCCAUUUUGCCAGAUCUGGGAGAAAGGCUUGUGGGGUGCGACAUCAAAUUGUCUUAUGAAAUGGCAAAUACCAUGUUCAACAGACUGGUGGCUCUCAAGGCACUACAAGAAGCAGCCACUCGACCAGAUACGCCAUUGGGGGCUGUCCUCCAGCCAGACCAAUGGAAGCCUCGCCCUACUGUGAUUAAUGGCCCUGCGUCGAGCACUGUAUCCCUGGCAGUUGCUAGCUUGGCGGGUGUCUAUGAAAUCCCACAGAUUUCGGGAACAGCAUCCUCCACAGUGCUGGAUGACAAAGCUAGGGCUCCAUUCUUCUCGAGGUCCUAUCCUACCAACCAAGCCGAUGCAGAGGCACUCAUGAUAUAUUUCAAGUCCAUAGGUGUCACACAUUUUGGUUCCAUUUACAGCCUUGAUGCAUAUGGCUCUUCUUUUGGAGAAGCAGUGAAUACUGCUGCUACCAAACAUGGAAUCGUCAAUUAUUUUACCGCGUACGAAAUUGGCAGGGGGAUGCAGCCGUUUAUUGAGAGUUUACAGUAUCUAAAGUCGACCCAAGUCAAAUACUUUUUUGGUAUUUUUGAUGUCGGAAUACCCGUUGAAGAUGGAUGUCGAGAGGCACACAGGCAAGGCAUCAUGGGUUUCCCUGGAUACACAUGGAUACUCACUGAAAGCGAAUCAAAGAUUACUUCGGCUGACUUCUCCCUUGACAACGAAACAGAAGCAGAUAUUGCCAAGGCGAUACAUGGUGUUGGGGUGUUGCUUCCUGGAAUCACGACGCAUCCAGUCCUCGAACAAAUCAUGACAGAGGACUUCAAGACUGAUCGACAGCUACAAGAAGGUUUUGUGAAUGCUCAUCAACCCAAUUUGCUCCACUUCUUCGAUGAUUUCAAUUUUUCCAUCACCACCUUGUUACCCUCAAUUUAUGCUGCCAUGGUUUAUGAUGCUGUCAUGACUGCAGGAUUAGCAGCUUGUGAUCAAACUGAGAGGUUCUUCUCGUCUGAGCAGUUGCUCAUGGGAAUUCGACAACAAGCAUUUGACGGUGCAACCGGAUAUGUCUCAUACAACAAUGUCACCGGGACAAGGGAUCUCACGGGACUUCGAUAUGCAAUAACCAAUGUGAUCAUUGCCCCUGACAACCAACAACUCACUCCAGGAAGAAUCCGUUUCAAUCCAACAACCCGAACAGCAAUCGAGUUUCCUUCGCGGAUAGUAAACUUGGGUCAUGGGCCAUUCAUUUACUCCGACAACACAACAUCAGUGCCCGAGGCACUACCACACGUGGAUAUGGAUAUGAACUUGAUCCCUUUGGGUGUUCAAGGUUUUGGUUGGGGACUCAUGGGAUUCAUCAUGGUUCUCUCUGCCAGCUGCAUUGCAUUUGCCCUCCACUACCGAAGCAAGAGAGCAGUUGCUUCAGCCCAACCAGCCUUCCUUGUGAUGAUUGCCAGUGGAUGCCUAGUCAUGGCAACUGCCAUUGUUCCAAUGUCCCUACAAGAGCCCAUCCCAGCAUCAGGACUGGAUAUUGCUUGCAUGUCCCAAUGGUACCUAGUAUGCCUUGGGUUCUGUGUCUCCUUUUCAGCCUUGUUUUGCAAGCUCUACCGCAUCAACAAACUACAGCUGCGAGCAAGCCAAUUCAGAAGAGUUCAAGUGAAUGUAAAAGAUGUGCUCUUUCCACUGGUCAUCAUGGUUGGACUCAAUCUUGUUGUUCUUGUCACCUGGAGUGUUGUUGAUCCAUUGGUGUGGGAGCGAGAAACUGAGCACUCCAGGGAUAGAUUUGACCGUCCUACUUCGAGCAUUGCCGUCUGUGCCAGCAACAGUCAAACCUUGGAGAAGCUGUUCGGGGCCUUGUUGUUUGCAAUCAGCUUUGUGGCUUUGGCAUUGGCCAACUGGGAAAGUUACAAGGGAAGAAAGUUGCCUACGGAGUUCAAUGAAACCGGCAGGAUUGCAAUGUCCAUGUUUUUCCUCAUUGAAGCCAUUAUCAUUGGCAGCCCAAUUUUACUGGCAGCUCAGGGCAAUCCCACCGCCACAUUUCUUGUCAAGGCCAUGUUGAUCUUUUGCACCUGCCUGGCUAUUAUCGGCCCCAUCUUCCUUCCUAUUUGGAGUUUACAAAUCAGGCGUGAAAAAGUGAAGUUAUCUGGCAGAGCUUCAAAAUCAAAUCCAACAACAGGAGAGACUUCAGAUGUGGUCACCACUGUCACAGCUCAAAGAUGUCCGACUUCGUGA